Molecule: messenger RNA, 959 nt
Organism: Macrobrachium nipponense
Lineage: Eukaryota; Metazoa; Arthropoda; Malacostraca; Decapoda; Palaemonidae
Product: protein AAR2 homolog
Exons: 5
Coding region: 183-944 (253 amino acids)
Biological process (GO): spliceosomal tri-snRNP complex assembly
Source: RefSeq, a predicted model, not a curated record
CAGUAGCAUAAACGACAUUUCAGUGCUAAGAAGAAUGGUGACAUUGGCGUAGCCUAAGCUACGCUCAAAACCCCCUUUACAUUUCGAGGAUACGCUGACCAAACACACGUUAAAGUGGCUAUUUUGGCAUAGCGAUUUAGGGACAUCUGAAAGCAGACCAGAGAAAUAUACUAUACACAAUUAUGGACCCCCAGCUGGCUCAGCAGGCCUUUGAGGAACUAGGCACAUUAGUCUUGCUUGGAAUGCCAGUUGGUACAGAGUUUGGCAUUGACAUGAAUACCUGGAAUGUUGGGGAAAAAUUCAAAGGAGUCAAAAUGAUCCCUCCUGGAGUGCACUUUAUUUACUACAGUGCUGUUAGUAGACAAGGAGAAACUGCACCAAGGACUGGAUUUUUUCAUUAUUUUAAACAAAAAGACUUGGUGGUGCGGCAUUAUGAUCCUUCUGCUGAGGAUCUUGAAAGCAAAGAUCCUGAUCAUGAAGAAGUUGAGAGGAUUCGCACCAAUCUUCGAGAUCUUGACCGGUUUUUAGGCCCUUAUCCUAUGGAUUCAUGGAGAAAGUGGGUCUCUCUCACCCAGCACAUUUUUUUAGAAGACAUGGAAAGAAUGAUUCCAUUGACAGGCAAAAUCAGUUCUGUACCAGAGUUGAUUUCACUAAACCAAAGUUUUACAUCAAAUGCGGCAAACAAAAAAAAGAAUGAAGGCAAUAUAUCUCAUAGUUCAGAAGAGCAAUCUUCAGGAGAAAAUCAACAAGAAUGUGCCACCACUUCCUCUCAGCCAUAUAAAUCUUCAAUUCCUGACCUAGAGCCAAUGCCAGGUACAGAAAUAAGGUUCAGCAAGUUUCCUAGCCGACCAUAUCCCGAGGGGGCAAGCCCAAGUGAAAUCACCCGCUGUAGUCUUGAUUCAUCAUAUUCUGUUGAGAAGCUUGUUGAAAACAUUGGAAGGUAAGGAAUUUAGAGGAAG